CUGGGUGGAGAAGAAAGUCCUUUCGUGACAAUGUGUCAUGCGUUCUGGUCACUGCGCUCCUUAAAGUCACCAUUUUUCUGGUCCUGCAGUGUUCUGCUAUUUUUUUAUUUUUUUUUUGAAGGAAUGAAAAUUCAAUCUCACUUAAGCCGGAUUCAGAAAAUAGGUCAUCGAUGAAACAUCUAUAUGGAUUAUUUCAUUACAACUCCAUGAUGCUUGGUCUUGAAUCGCUUCCGGAUCCCACAGACACCUGGGAAAUUAUAGAGACCAUUGGUAAAGGCACAUAUGGCAAGGUCUAUAAGGUCACUAAUAAGAGAGAUGGGAGCCUGGCUGCAGUGAAAAUUCUGGACCCCAUCAGUGAUAUGGAUGAAGAAAUUGAGGCAGAAUACAACAUUCUGCGGUUUCUUCCGAAUCACCCCAAUGUUGUAAAGUUUUAUGGGAUGUAUUACAAGGCGGAUCACUGUGUGGGAGGACAGCUAUGGCUGGUCCUGGAGCUGUGUAACGGGGGCUCUGUCACUGAGCUGGUCAAAGGCCUUCUCAGGUGCGGCCAGCGACUGGAUGAAGCCAUGAUCUCCUACAUCUUGUACGGGGCUCUCUUGGGCCUUCAGCAUUUGCACAACAACCAGAUCAUCCACCGGGAUGUGAAGGGGAACAACAUUCUUCUGACGGCAGAAGGAGGAGUCAAGCUCGUUGACUUUGGUGUCUCAGCUCAACUCACCAGCACACGAUUAAGGAGAAACACAUCAGUUGGCACCCCGUUCUGGAUGGCCCCUGAGGUCAUUGCUUGUGAGCAGCAGUAUGACUCUUCCUAUGAUGCUCGCUGUGACGUCUGGUCCUUAGGGAUCACAGCCAUUGAACUGGGGGAUGGAGACCCUCCCCUCUUUGACAUGCAUCCUGUAAAAACUCUCUUUAAGAUUCCGAGAAAUCCACCGCCUACCUUACUGCAUCCAGAAAAAUGGUGUGAGGAAUUCAACCACUUUAUUUCACAGUGUCUUAUUAAGGAUUUUGAAAAGAGACCUUCCGUCACGCAUCUCCUCGACCAUCCAUUUAUUAAGGGAGCUCAUGGGAAGGUUUUAUUCCUGCAAAAACGGCUGGCCAGGGUGCUCCAGGAGCAGAAGCAGCUAAACUCUGCUGCUAAAAUCAGGCAUGAGAGGAUGCAUACCAGGGGACCCUAUCAUGUGCAGGAUGCUGAAAAAUACUGCCUCGAGGAUGAUUUGGUCAAUCUCGAGGUCCUGGAUGAGGAAACAAUUAUUCAUCACUUGCAGAAGCGUUAUGCAGACUCACUGAUUUACACAUAUGUUGGAGAUAUUCUAAUUGCCUUAAACCCCUUCCAGAAUCUAAGCAUCUACUCUCCACAGUUUUCCAGGCUCUAUCAUGGGGUGAAGCGCAUCUCGAAUCCCCCCCACAUAUUUGCAUCAGCAGAUGCUGCUUACCAGUGCUUGGUUACUUUCAGCAAAGACCAGUGCAUUGUCAUCAGCGGAGAAAGUGGCUCAGGGAAGACGGAAAGCGCCCACCUGAUUGUUCAGCAUCUGACUUUCUUGGGAAAGGCCAAUAAUCAGACCUUGCGAGAAAAAAUUCUACAAGUCAACUCCCUGGUGGAAGCCUUUGGGAAUGCAUGCACGGCCAUCAAUGACAACUCAAGCCGUUUUGGAAAAUAUCUGGAAAUGAUGUUUACACCAACUGGAGCUGUGAUGGGGGCAAGAAUCUCAGAAUAUCUCCUUGAGAAAUCCAGAGUUAUAAAACAGGCAACGGGAGAGAAAAAUUUUCACAUAUUUUACUAUAUUUAUGCUGGUCUUUAUCACCAAAAGAAACUUUCUGAGUUCAAACUUCCUGAGGAAAAACCUCCUAGGUACAUAGCUGAUGAAACUGGAAGAGUCAUGUAUGACAUAAUUUCCAAGGAGUCUUACAGAAGCCAGUUUGAAGCAAUUCAGCAUUGUUUCAGGAUUAUUGGAUUCUCUGAAAAGGAGGUGCACUCCGUGUACAGAAUUCUGGCUGGGAUUUUGAAUAUCGGGAACAUUGAAUUUGCAGCUAUUUCCUCUCAACACCAAACUGAUAAAAGUGAGGUGCCCAAUCCUGAAGCUUUGGAAAAUGCUGCUUCUAUUCUCUGCAUCAGCCCCAAAGAGCUGCUGAAGGCUCUCACAUCCCACUGUGUGGUCACAAGGGGCGAGACCAUCGUCCGCGCCAACCCUGUGGACAGGGCUGCGGAUGUUCGGGAUGCCAUGUCGAAAGCUCUGUAUGGGAGGCUCUUCAGCUGGAUUGUGAAUCGCAUCAAUACACUCCUGCAGCCAGAGAAAAACAUAUGUCAUUCAGGUAAUGGAAUGAACGUGGGAAUCUUGGACAUUUUUGGAUUUGAGAACUUUCAGAGAAAUUCAUUUGAGCAGCUCUGCAUAAACAUCGCCAAUGAGCAAAUCCAGUACUAUUUCAAUCAGCACGUCUUUGCUCUUGAGCAGAUGGAGUACAAGAACGAGGGCAUUGAUGCCAUGCCUGUGGAGUAUGAGGACAAUCGCCCACUCUUGGACAUGUUCCUCCAGAAGCCCCUGGGCCUGCUUGCACUUUUAGAUGAGGAGAGUCGGUUUCCCCAAGCAAGGGACCAGACCCUGGUUGAUAAAUUUGAAAAUAAUUUACGAUGCAAGUAUUUCUGGAGGCCCAAAGGAGCGGCGCUGUGCUUUGGCAUUUGGCAUUACGCUGGAAAGGUACUAUAUGAUGCUUCUGGGGUUCUUGAGAAAAACAGAGACACCCUCCCUGCUGACGUGGUUAUAGUCCUGAGAACGUCAGAAAACAAGCUUCUUCAGCAACUCUUCUCCAUCCCUUUGACCAAAACAGGUAAUUUGGCCCAGUCAAGAGCCAAGAUAAUAGCAGCCUCAAGAUCUUUGCCUCCGCAUUUCAGUUCUGGGAGAGCUAAGGUGGACACCCUGGAGAUGAUGCGGCAUCCGGAAGAAAGCACCAACAUGAAGAGGCAAACCAUGGCUUCUUACUUCCGGUAUUCUCUGAUGGACUUGCUCUCCAAAAUGGUGAUUGGACAGCCCCACUUUGUGCGUUGCAUUAAACCCAAUGAUGACCGAGAGGCCCUGAAGUUCUCUCGAGAGAGGGUCCUCACCCAGCUCCGCUCCACGGGCAUCCUGGAGACCGUCAACAUCAGAAGGCAGGGUUAUUCCCACCGCAUCCUCUUCGAAGAGUUUGUGAAAAGGUAUUAUUACUUGGCAUUCAGAGCACAUCAAACGCCUCCUGCUAGUAAAGAGAGCUGUGCUGCUAUCUUGGAAAAGUCCAAAUUGGAUCACUGGGUACUGGGGAAAACAAAGGUUUUUCUCAAAUACUACCAUGUCGAGCAAUUAAAUCUGCUACUGCAAGAAGUCAUAGGCAGAGUGGUUAUCCUACAGGCGUAUACCAAGGGGUGGCUUGGAGCCAGGAGAUACAAAAGAGUCAGAGAGAAGAGAGAGAAGGGUGCCAUCACCAUCCAGUCAGCCUGGAGAGGAUAUGAAGCUCGGAGCAAAUUUAAGAAAAUAAGCAACAGAAGGAGUGAGUCUGCUGCUCAUAUUCAAGCAGGUCUGAGGGUGGCUCCUGAUCUGAAAAGCCACCCAGAAGGAGACUAUGACUAUUCAGAGACUUCAAGCUACUUUCCUGAUGUCACUAAGAAAAAUUGGCAUUCACAGGCCCAGAGUUCUCCAAACGGGUAUGAUGUCUUCCAAAGACCUGCGAAUAAGAAUUCAAUGGCUGGGACUAAUGCACUGACUUCUUGGACACAUCGUGCUACCCCAGAUCACCAAGAACUGAGUCCCUGUGAAGCUCCUUGGAAACCUGGUUCAGAAGACGGUCUUGCACAGAAGCAGCGAACACCUCGCCGACGCUAUCAGCAGCCCAAAAUGUUGAGUAGCCCUGAGGACACCAUGUACUAUAACCAGUUAAAUGGAACUCUAGAAUAUCAAGGGAGCAAGAGGAAGCCAAGAAAACUUGGCCAUCUCAAAGUGCUGGAUGGGGAAGACGAAUACUACAAGUCUCUGUCCCCAGUGGCCGGUAUCCCUGAGAACAUCGCAGCCCACCUUUUCUUUUUUUCUUCAUCCUCAAAGGGAAAUUAUUUUGCUCAACACUGAGUUGCACUUCCUGGCCCCAAAUCUGCCCAAGGGUUCUAGGAAUGGACUUGCCACCAAUCCUCCUGAGGAAAGGCCUUACAAACUGCAUUUUUAGUCAAUGAAUAAAUUUUGUCACAUCAUAAUAAUGGAUUAUUGUGUAUCUGUUAGAAAUUAAGAUUUCGUUAACUAUGUAAAACCAGGGAGAAAUCUUUAUGGUAAAAGAAUAUAAAAGGCUGUGCAUGAUGUACACUCUGGUUUCCAUAGUUCAAGGACAGGUGUGGAGCGUGGCAGGUAAUGGAUAGACUUCCCACGGCGGGAAGAUGGAUUCCAACUCUUCUGUUUUCAUUGGAACUUCUGAAAAUUACAAAAAAAAAAAAAAGGGCUGUGUGAGACUUGAGAGUGGACUGAUGUGAGAGAGAAGCAAGAAGAUUUAGACCAGAACACGUGGGGGCCUGUGCCUUUGUAGGGUGACCACCUUACCCACAGCGCAGCCUCAGCCUGGCACGCUUCAGGACUCAAUUUCUUCAGCCUGUCAUGUGAUAUUCUGGCUCUGGAGGAUUGAUCAGUGCAAUCUAAAAGUUUUCAUCAUGUUUUAAGUCAAAAUCUUUUUCUUCCUGUGAAUUGUGAGGAAAGCUCGGGAGAAAGUCUGUGAAACAGUCCUGCAGGGCCGAGCUGCUCCCAUGGAUUCUUCAACCCCUGAUCCCUGAGACACCUCUGCUGCCCUCCUGAGUUUUUAGGAGAGCUGAAACCUGUCUUUCUAAUUUUUCAGAUGAUGAAUGAAUAAAACAGAAAGGGAA
Messenger RNA from Ictidomys tridecemlineatus (thirteen-lined ground squirrel), 4861 nucleotides. RefSeq names its product myosin IIIB (gene Myo3b). Gene Ontology annotation, biological process: peptidyl-serine phosphorylation; regulation of actin filament length; positive regulation of filopodium assembly. Gene Ontology annotation, molecular function: protein serine/threonine kinase activity; protein binding; microfilament motor activity. The record is from RefSeq and is a predicted model, not a curated record. Gene Ontology annotation, cellular component: photoreceptor inner segment; stereocilium tip; myosin complex. Lineage: Eukaryota; Metazoa; Chordata; Mammalia; Rodentia; Sciuridae.